Molecule: messenger RNA, 2638 nt
Organism: Xyrichtys novacula (pearly razorfish)
Lineage: Eukaryota; Metazoa; Chordata; Actinopteri; Labriformes; Labridae
Source: the annotation of a GenBank genome assembly
AUGUCCAGAGAGGAGCGCUUUAAGGAACAACAGGCAUUCCUAGAGACGGAGAAGAUGGGUACUAAACCAGAAAAGUGCCUUUACGUGUCACCGGGCUGCGAUACUUGUGAGUCAAAAACAGCUUCAUACUGUACACUGUAUGCCUCCUGCAUAGGCAAAACAUCCACCACCACGAGACACACACCUGCUUCUGACAGCGUGUUGGGUUUUUGCGUUUCUUUUUUUUCUUUUUAAGUACAAUAAUUUACUCAGCGGGUUAAGCAUAUCGUAACAUCAACAGGGCAGAAUGCAUCUUGAUUCACUGUGCAAGACUUAAGUAUAUACAACCCACCCCGACCUCAAAGUGUGCAAAACCAACCCACCUGUUAAACAAAGAGAGGACAAUCAAAAUUCAAAAUGGCUUCCGUCCAAUACACGCAUACGUAACGAUAAAGGUCUCUUUUCAAUGCAUCCCCGUUAAAAAGCUUCAAAACAUGCUCGUCAGGCUAGAAAACCCAAAAACGGUUUGGUUGUGCUCCUGUCAGUUCAAGUGAGCCCAGCUCAACUGGGCGAAAAAACAACUUAAAAAAGACCCCGCCCCCUUUUUUUCAAUCUUUUUACAAUAUUGGUCAGUUAUAAUUCAAAUACAGCAUCAACUCUUUUAUACUUUAAACGUCAGAAACAAGAAAGGGAGCGACAGAUAACAAAAGAGGCUUUUUUUUUUUUCUUUUUUAGUACAAUCAGCUUCUUUGACGGAUCAGGAAGCAGAUGCUCGCCGUUCGACAUCACAGCUCUGUUUCUCACUAUAGCCAAUGGGAGCGGAGUUCGCGUCCCGAAUCUUUGCACGAUUAAGGCAGUGAGAAAGCACCAGGAUCUCUGUUCAGGUUUUCAGCUCCUUCGCUGAGCUUGCAUUUGAAAGUACUUUGGAUUUUUUUUUUUUUGGUUCGCCGUUGAUCUGGAUGCAGACGCUGAGCGAAACUACCAAACGAGUACCAUCAGGUUCCACGCAGGGCACCUGCAGCUCGCAUCAUGCGUCUGAAUAUUCUGCGUUUGGAUCAGUCAGUGUGUCCGUCCUUAUACUUUUUCUCGUUUUUUUUUCCUGCAGGUUAUUCGCAGAUUUCAGGAAGUGACCGCCGGCUCAGCUCUAAAGCCUCAAACUGAUUUCUGCAAGAUGGCUGCUAGACUUCCGUUCGCACAACCCCAGCAGUGAAAGUAGCAAAACAGCACGAUGUGAAUCUUCAAGAAGUCGUUAUGAGGGCGAAUUUCUCUGCUGCAGUUUGUGGAUUAGUGUCGUCGCUCGUCUGUCACUGACUUUAUGUUUCUGUCCUGAUUUAAAAAGUUAAUUUACAAAGUUUUCGUUUACGAUAACACUGCGGCUAAUAAACGUAUCCAACAAUUAGCAUCUCCACAGACCUGAGGCUUGGUCCAAACGUUUUGCCGGUUAAGCGGCGCACAGUUUCGGCACAGCAAAGUUGGAUUCAGCGUCUUGAUUAUUUAUUAGUGCUCUAUUUGAACCUUUGUACUGAGUGUGAGGAUUUAAAUUUCUGCUUCCACUGUGCGCCUAAAAAAGCAGAAAACACACUCGUUCAUGCAUCGACACAAAGAUUUUUGGGGCUUGGUUUGAGUUUUGGAAACUAUUACACAUCUGCAGCUGAUUCUGAAGUCGUUAUGAGGGCGAAUUUCUCUGCUGCAGUUUGUGGAUUAGUGUCGUCGCUCGUCUGUCACCGACUUGAUGUUUCUCUUCUGAUUUAAAGUUAUUAUACAAAGUUUUCGUUUACGACAACACUGCGGCUAAAGCUACAUAAACUUAUCCACUAAUUAGCAUCUCCACAGACCUGAGGCUCGGUCCAAACGUUUUGCCGGUUAAGCGGCGCACAGCCUCGGCACAGAGAAGUUGAAUUAAGCGUCUUGAUUUUGGGGCUUGGACUGAGUUUGGAAACUAUUACACAUCUGCAGCUGAUUCUAGAGCCAAUCUAACGAGGACACCACCUCGUUAAGACACUUUGCCGUGUUGGUGAACUGAAAGUUUGACAGCCAGGUUACAAUUCUGGGAUCUUCGGAGCUCGGCUUGCGGUCACCUGCUGCUUUUUUUUUGCUUCAUGCUGUUUUAACGGUGCAUCCAAACUAUGAAGUGAGUGAAGAUAGAAAGGUCCAAACCAACUGAAUGGAAGUGAGGGACUGUGGUCCGCCGUGAGUGGUGAUGUGGGGUCUCUGUUGGUGUGUGUCGGUGUGCACAUUUGGCAGUAAACCAAAGGGAAACAUUGGCACCUGUCCACUCUCUCUCAUCACAGUAGCAUUGUGGCUGGACGACGCACAGACAAUGCGCUUUCGUUGUGCUUGUUGUUGGCACGCAGGGCAGCGAGGAGCGGCUUGGCAGUGCCUGACACUGAGGUGGUUCAGGGCAGGAGACCAGCACCAUGGAGCUCAACUGACCACUAAAGAGGAGGAGGAGUGAGAGUGUUAUGAAAAGGUUACUCCUCUGACGCUCGGGCGGGGUUGUACUUUCUCAAAUCGACCACAUCUGUUGCCCAGAAUCCUCGGUCUGCUCAGGAAAGGCAAAGACCACCAAAGGGGAGGUGGUACAGUGGUAAACAGAGAGAAGCGCCCCUCGGCCCGCCGCUCUAAAGCUGUAACUAGUGAGGAGCCAGUUAGUGACUGA